CUUACACCUCUCAUUACUCCUUCUCUCUCCGCCUCUUUCUCUUUCUAGAACCUCAUCAAAUUGCUCAUAUUUGUUCAAUUUGUACACGCCUCUCUUCUCUCACUAGAAUCUUUUCAGCCUCUCUCUCUCUCUCUUCCUUCUCUGCAAAAUUUUCCUGGAAAAUAUGUAUACGUGGGAGAAGACCCGAAUGGAAGAUCAGUUCAAGCGUGAGAAGAAAAACCCAUCUUUCUCUUCAUCUCUCCUUGAUGAGAUUUACCGUUCAAUUGACGAAGGAGACACCAAGCAUGAAGAUUUGAAGUUCUACAGAGAAACAAUGACGAAGAAACAGAGCAAAAACAGUAUCCCCAAAUGCAACAGAGUCUCAAUCGAAGAAGAGGGGAUUUCGACUCUUCGUCGGGCUUGUUUGAUCGAAAAAUGGAUGGAAAAGAAAGUGACAGAGAAGGCCAACACUCAAAGAAGACAAUAUUUGUCUGAAUUUGAGAAGAAAUCGCAUCGUGACAGUGAUUACGACCCAGAUGUUUUGUUUUGCAGCUCUAAUUCGAGCUCUUCAGAUUCAAGCUCUGGUGGCUUGUGGUCAUCCGACACAGAUUCCAUCUAUGGUACCAGAUCAAAAGUCUCCUCGGAUUCCUCAAUUCCAAAGCCAAAACCUGUAAGGACAAGUGUUGCUGCUUCUCGACCAGAGAAAACAGAGAAGAAAACAGGGAGAACAGAGAAGUCUCUGUUCCAUAACCAGAGUGAGUUUCAUAUGCUCGACGAUUACAACUACACUUCUUCUACAGAGCACACUCCGAAGCUAUCAAGGGCCUUGAAGAUUUACAGCAAUCUAAAGAAGGUGAAGCAACCAAUUUCUCCUGGUGGUAAACUCGCAAAUUUCAUCAACUCUAUUUUCACUUCAGGGCACACAAAGAAAUCCAAGAAUUCUUCGUCUUCUGCUAAGGAGAGAAAACCAAAUUCAGGCCAAGAAUCGACAUGUUCCUCGGCAUCAUCGUUUUCGAGAUCGUGCUUGAGUAAGAAUUCACCAUCUACAAGGGAGAAAUUGAGAAAUGGGGUCAAGAGGAAUGUCACAUUUUACCCAGUAAGUGUGAUCGUAGACGAAGAUUGCAGGCCCUGUGGCCACAAACAAGUAUAUCCAGGGCAAGAGGAUGGGAAUCUAAUGUCUGUUUCAGUCCCCACUGCUUGGAAAAUCGGGAAAUCACAGACGACGAAAGGCGAAGACGAGAACAAAGUACAUGUGAUGGAGAAGAGCAGGAGAGUAGAAGAGAUUGCGCGAGAGUUCUUGAAAGAGUAUCGUCGCCCAAAUCACAGGAAGAAUGACUCAAUCAUGAGAGACUGUCAAAGAAAUCGCAAUGUUGAUUACGAUGAAGAUGAAGAAGAAGAUGAUGAUGCUGCAAGUUAUUCGAGUUCGGAUUUGUUCGAGCUUGAUCAUCUUUCAACAAUUGGUAAAGAGAGGUACAUGCAAGAGUUGCCCGUCUAUGAAACUACUCAUGUUAAUACUAAUCACGCCAUCGCUAAUGGCUUGAUAAUGUAGUUUUUGUUCACAUGGUGAUGGUAUAGAAUCAAAUUUUCAAUAUUGUUUCCCAGUUUUGAUUAAUAGAAAUUGUCCAAAAUUUUAACAUGAUAACUGGUCGAGUAAA
Messenger RNA from Tripterygium wilfordii, 1634 nucleotides. RefSeq names its product protein BIG GRAIN 1-like A. The record is from RefSeq and is a predicted model, not a curated record. Bases 164 to 1528 code for a protein of 454 amino acids. The transcript has a single exon. Gene Ontology annotation, biological process: auxin-activated signaling pathway. NCBI's taxonomy places the organism in Eukaryota, Viridiplantae, Streptophyta, Magnoliopsida, Celastrales, Celastraceae.